This is a messenger RNA of Corythoichthys intestinalis (scribbled pipefish), 2299 nucleotides long. Its product is annotated as sialin. NCBI's taxonomy places the organism in Eukaryota, Metazoa, Chordata, Actinopteri, Syngnathiformes, Syngnathidae. Gene Ontology annotation, cellular component: plasma membrane. The transcript is spliced from 11 exons. The coding region runs from base 212 to 1747 and encodes 511 amino acids. Gene Ontology annotation, molecular function: transmembrane transporter activity. The record is from RefSeq and is a predicted model, not a curated record. Gene Ontology annotation, biological process: transmembrane transport; monoatomic anion transport.
CUACGUCAUUACUCAUGUGACCUCCGACUCCGGGCGAGCAAAAACAGCACUGCAGUCAAAAUGUUUUUACAGACCAGCGAAGAAAAGCAGUCCUUCUAAAUGUUCAUUUUCAGUUAGGAAACUUACUACUAACACCAAGCACUUACACACACAAGGACACGCCAUGGUUGAGUGAUUCCACUCUUCUUCGCACCUCCGUGCUGAGUAGGCCAUGGCGCCACCGAAUGGCAGCUACUCCAUCAACACUGCACCGUCGGAUGAGAGUGAAGACAACGAGCCGCUCAUCCAAGAUGUCACAAUUCCCCCGCGGUGUUGCUCGGCUCGCUUCAACUUGGCCAUCCUGAUGUUCUUUGGUAUUGCUGUAGUCUACGGGCUGCGCGUGAACCUCAGCGUGGCCAUGGUUGCCAUGGUGAACACCAGCGAGCCGGUACCGGGGCCUAACAGGUCCGUGGUGCACACAUGUCCGCUCCCCUCUGGCUCGGAGAACACUAGCCGGACGUUUGAGCAGCCUGACGGAACACCGCAAUACCCGUGGGACGCAGAGACCCAGGGCUGGCUGCUUGGGGCCUUUUUCUUCGGCUACCUAUGUACGCAGAUCCCAGGUGGGUACCUGGCGGGACAGUACGGAGGCAGCGUCUUCCUGGGUUUGGGGGUGCUGGGCACAGCCGCCCUAACAAUCCUCACACCUCUGGCGGCAAAGUGGGGACCUGCCUGGUUGUUUGCCCUGCGAGCAUUGGAGGGGCUGGGCGAGGGUGUGACAUUUCCAGCCAUGAUGUCGAUGUGGGCACGCUGGGCUCCACCCUUGGAGCGCUCUCGUCUGAUCUCGCUCUCAGGCAACGGCGCAAAUUUUGGUGCAUUUCUAGCCAUGCCGCUCACCGGGUACAUCUGCCAAGCACUGGGAUGGCCCGCGGUCUUCUACCUCUGUGGGGGUGCCGGGUGCCUCUGGGCUGUUCUUUGGUUCCUCCUGGUGUCGGACGACCCCCGCACCCAUCGGCGAAUCAGCAAAGAGGAAAGAGAUUACAUCGUCAACUCUCUUGGGCAGCAGGGCAGCGGUCAUGGCUGGUCCGUGCCGUUGUUAAGCAUGGUAACAUCAGUGCCGCUGUGGGCCAUCAUCAUCACGCAGAUGUGCUCCAACUGGUCCUUCUACACGCAACUCACCUCCCUGCCCACCUACAUGAACAACAUGCUGCACUUUGACCUCAAAUCGAACGGCUUCCUUUCAGCCUUGCCCUACCUGGCGGCGUGGGUGUGCUCCACAUCUACUGGCUUCUUGGCAGAUCACCUCAUCGAGAGGAAAGUGUUUAGCGUCACUACCGUGCGCAAACUCUUCACGCUCACAGGCAUGCUGUUUCCUGCCAGCUUCCUCCUUGCGGUGGCGUACUCAGGCUGUAGCCACGCGCUGACCAUCAUCUUUUUCACACUCACGUCAGCCACCGGGGGCACCAGCGGAGCUGGAGUUUUCAUGAACCAGAUCGACAUUGCGCCACGGUACGCAGGGUUUCUCCUGGGAAUCACCAACACAUUCGGAACCAUCCCCGGUGUCAUUGCACCUAUUGUGACAGGAUAUUUCACUGAGGAUCACACCAUGGAUGGCUGGAGGAAAGUCUUCUGGGUUUCAGCUGGCGUAAACGUGGCCGCCGCCAUCUUCUACACGCUGUUUGGAACCGGAGAGGUCCAACCAUGGGCCAUCGCUGACGAGGAAGGCGAUACAGACGAGGACAAGAGGACCAGGUCCGUGUCCGCAUAAUUGGAGGAAAUUCUGCACUUUUACAAAAGCAGUUGCAUUUAGGUUCACACUUAAAAACUUUACAGUGUAUUCAGGAUUUUUAAUUACUUUUUUAUGGUUAGGCUUGGGUGGGUUCUGUCUUAAAGGCAAAUAAUUGCCUUCAAUGUUACAAUCAAUGAACAUUCCUGAAAUUUCUUGUAAAUUGGACAGCUUAUUUUACAAAUGUGUUUAAAUUGUUGUUUUCUAAAGAAAGUUACGAUAAAUAAGCAGUUGUAUGGGAUCACUGAUAAAAUCUGUGGACCAAAUAAAGCACUUUUUAUGUAUAAAAAAAACAAAACACCACAAGCCUUACAGUGUUACAAAAGACUAUGCAUUAUGGCGACAGUAAUUAUUUGUUUUUUAGAAACAUGUGAAGUAUUAUGAAAGCACAUUUGGAUAUUUAUUUGACCUGGCUGUGCCACGUUUUAAACACCAUUUACUGUACUUGUAUCUUUUUACAUGAUAAGAGGUCUUAAAACGCACAGAAUUUAAAUUCAAAUUAAAAGAGUUCAACAUCUCCUCAAAUUUACAAUU